AUGGAGCAUCAGAGCGUCGAAAACAUGGUGAAGCAGAUCCGUCGCGACAACAGCCGUAAUGGAUCUCCUCCCCGCCUCUGGCAGCUCAUUUAUGAGCAUGACGGCUCUGAGUUUUACAUGGAGGUUGAUGAUAAAGAUGUGAACGAGGCCUGGGCUGAAUUCGUCAUCCGGCAGAAAAUGCCCCGCAGGUACAACAACGACGUCAUCAGGAAUGAGCCGUUCAUGAUCAAGAACAUGGUCAAGUCCUUCCGCAUGACCACGUACCAGAUCCCACCGGGACAGCUGCGCACCGCCGCCGUCGCCUUCAUCGACACCUGGCGCACCAACCCCCGCAUCCUCGCCUCCAUCGCACAUCGCGAGUACGGCAAGGGCCGGGAGUUCCUCCAGAUGCACCACGUGCUGUUUCUCGAGUCCAUCCUGAUCGCCCAGGCCGUGGAGCGCGCCGCCGGUGAGUUGCGCAGCUUCGACGACGACUUGGCCGCCCUCAGGGCGACCGCCACCACCGUGUUCGCCGGCCUCGACGACAAGGUCAUGGCCGAGCCCACGGACCACUCCGAGCCCACGCCGCCCGGCCGUCCGCUGGAUCAGAUCGAGCUCCACGGCGCCUGCUACCUCAAGCUCAAGGCCGAGUACCAGUGCAAGUUCCAGACCAAGCUGGCCGAGAUGAACGACUUUGUCAAGGAGUGGCAGGAACGCUGCCUCACGCUCGCUUCUUUGGCUCCGGUGCCCCUUGCCGAGGGCGAGCAGGAUCUGGUCGUUGAUGAGGACUGGAUCGUGCUAUAG
Messenger RNA from Pyricularia grisea, 783 nucleotides. RefSeq lists its product as uncharacterized. The record is from RefSeq and is a predicted model, not a curated record. The transcript is spliced from 3 exons. NCBI's taxonomy places the organism in Eukaryota, Fungi, Ascomycota, Sordariomycetes, Magnaporthales, Pyriculariaceae. Bases 1 to 783 code for a protein of 260 amino acids.